Messenger RNA from Microsporum canis CBS 113480, 528 nucleotides. RefSeq lists its product as hypothetical. The coding region runs from base 1 to 528 and encodes 175 amino acids. The record is from RefSeq and is a predicted model, not a curated record. The transcript has 2 exons. NCBI's taxonomy places the organism in Eukaryota, Fungi, Ascomycota, Eurotiomycetes, Onygenales, Arthrodermataceae.
AUGCAGUUCAAGGCUCUCUCACUCCUUUUCCUCUCUGCUACUGCUGUCAUCGCUUCCCCACAGCCAGAGAAGCGUGAUAUCAUCGACGAUGUCACCUCCGGCAUUGGAAACGUCGGCUCAGAAAUUGGCGGUAUCGCAUCAGAUAUCGGCGACAUCGGCAAGAGCUUGACCUCCUUGUUCCCCUCCGCCACGGCCAUCCCAGCCUCUGUCUGGAGCAGCCUGACGGACGCUUCUGACAUCAAGUCCUUCGGCUCCUCGCUGCACAGCGCUAUCUCCGACCACCAUGCCCCAGCCUGGUUCUCCAGUCUGCCCGCCAGCGCCCAGAGUGCCGUCAGCAGCGCCGCCGCCAAAAUCACUGAGGAAAUCGGUAGCCAUUUCCCUAGCGCUACUCAGACUAAUGCUCCUGGCGCAACGGCUACCAGUGGCUCCCAUGGCACCAACAGCCCCAAUGCUGCUCCUCGCGCCACCGCUCUAGCGGCCAGUAUCGCUGGUGCUGCCGGUAUCCUUGGCCUCGCUAUUGCCUUGUAG